This is a messenger RNA of Scaptodrosophila lebanonensis, 3445 nucleotides long. RefSeq names its product ETS-like protein pointed (gene pnt). Bases 670 to 3006 code for a protein of 778 amino acids. Gene Ontology annotation, molecular function: DNA-binding transcription factor activity, RNA polymerase II-specific; sequence-specific DNA binding. NCBI's taxonomy places the organism in Eukaryota, Metazoa, Arthropoda, Insecta, Diptera, Drosophilidae. Gene Ontology annotation, biological process: cell differentiation; regulation of transcription by RNA polymerase II. Gene Ontology annotation, cellular component: nucleus. The record is from RefSeq and is a predicted model, not a curated record. The transcript has 9 exons.
GCGUGUACGUGUAUCAGUGUGUGAGUGUGUGUGUGCGUGUGGGACUGAUCCGUUCGAUCUGCGUUAGCGUCGGCGUCGACGUUUCGUGUUACGAGCUCGAGCCGCGUCCUCAAAGAACCGAAACCCACAGAACAGACACAAAUACAAGAGACAAGAGACGGAGCCAGAUCCAGAGCGGACUCUUCCUCUUCUGUUUCCUUUCGUGCGCUUUGUUUCAGGCACGUAAUCUCGUCGUUGGCUAAACCGUAUAAUCAACCUGCUGCUGUUGCCGCUGCUGCUGAUCCACGAUUAAAAACCAAGGGUUAAAGCCACAGAAAGGCCGCGCGUUACUCAAAAGAAAUAAAACUAUUAUAAUAAUAAAGCAUUUUAGGCUGCUGAGAGAGCACCUGAAUCUAAAUCUGAAUCUGAAACUGGCGGUGCAAUUCCUGCUUUUCUCGGCUUGCCUGCGCCUCCGUGUUCAAUCAAGAUUAUGCGUCUAAUUUGAGGCUGUAAUUAAUUUGGAUACCCUAAUAAAAAAAACAAAAGAGGCAGACGAAAGAACAACAAAGUAUAAUAAAAUAAAAAAGAAGCAAAACUAAGCGGCUACUUCUCCCAUUUUCGGGGCGUUGUAAUCCCCGCAUUGCGGCCGAUACGCGGCGCUAUUUUAUUACCCACCGAUGCCUACGCAAUAUGGAACUAGCGAUUUGUAAAACAGACUUGCCCACCACGAAAUUUAUGCUGCCGCCCCCGCUGCCAACUGCAGCAGCAAUUGCAACAACAACAGCAACAACACACUCGUCGAGUGCAGCAGUGACGGCCUCAUUCCUGGACAAAGCGGCCCAGCUUAACGAGUUAUUUAAUCUCAACGCCGGUCAUUUGUUCAGAGCCAGCAACAGCAACAGCAACGGCAACCACAAUAGCAACAGUCCGUGCCAUAAUUUAAGCAACACCCCAACAGCAACACCAGUUCUUAGCAACGCCAGUGGCACUCUCAACACCACCAACAACAACACCAACAACUGCAACAAUAGUAGCAACAGCAAUAUGAGAUUGAAAAAGAAUCGCAAAGUGACAUUUCUAUCCAGUCUAGUUGAGUCCGAAAAUAUAUACAUUAAGGAGGAGCCAGGCUGCAAGGAUUUGCGUCCACCCCUAUGCAGUUUAUCGGAUAUUUCAGAUCAUGACACCUCAAUUGAUAUACCCACAGCGUUGCCGCCAUUAACACCAGGCACAAAUCAUAAGGUUAGCCAGGUGCUGAAGGCCUCAUUUGCCUCAUGGGAGAAGGAGGUGCAGAACUGUAAUAUUACCAAAGAUCCACGCGAAUGGACGGAGGAGCAUGUCAUUUAUUGGCUAAAUUGGGCUAAAAAUGAAUUCUCAUUGGUCUCAAUGAACCUGGAGCCCUUCUACAAAAUGAAGGGCCGUGAAAUGGUUGAGCUAGGCAAGGAGAAAUUUCUGGCCAUAACACCGGCAUUUACGGGUGAUAUUCUAUGGGAACAUUUGGAUAUUUUACAAAAAGAUUGUGAAAAACCAAAUGAGGACAUUGUGCAUGCGAAUUCCUUUGAGUCCGCAACUACAGCCUCGGUCUGUGGAUCGGACCAUCAAGUAGCGAGUUAUUUAGGCAAUACAGUGAAUUCGGCAGCAGCAGCAACAACACCAGCAACAGUGCCUGGCAACAAUGCCAAUAAUAAUAAUAAUAACAACAACAACAACCCAUCGAAUCGCUUGUCCAUUGAUUAUGGCCCAACAACAGCGACCAGUGAUAAGAGAAAUUUCCAUUCACCCUCCAUGCAACAACACAGCGGCUAUAGCAAUAAUGCGCAUGAUCGCUCCCAGACUAGCCCGCCACCGCAGCAACAGAGUCAGCAGAAUGGCAACAACAAUUCAAUGCUGCCGCCUGCUGUGCAAAACUCGGCCAGUCAGGGCAACAGUAACAGCAACAACAACAACAACAAUAGCGGCAAUAGCAGCAGCAGCAACAACAACAGCGGCGGCGCUAAUGCGGGCAGUAACAACAACAACAACAACAAUAAUAAUAACAACAACAACAGCAACAUCAACUACAUGCAAAUGGCAGCAGCCGCUGCCGCAAUCUACACACAACAUCAGCUUAAAGAGGAGCCGGGCACACAAAAUCCCAACAACAGCAGCAGCAGCAACAACAACAACAACAACAGCAAUGCUGCCGCCUACGCACAAAAUCCUCAAAACGAUCCCACCGAUCUCUCCAGCUACGGCCUGCCCGCACAUUUGGCAGCCGUAGCGGCUGCUGGCCACUACGGUGGUGGUGGUGGUGGCGGUGCUGCUGCUGGCGGUGGUGGCGGUGGUGGUGGCAACUCUGGCCCUGGUGCUGGCGAUGAUAACGACUAUCACAGCACACUAUCGGCGCAGGAGCAUCAGAGUCAGGGCUCGAGUGCUGGCAAUGGCAGCGGCAGUGCCGGCAGCUCUGGCUAUCUGGAUGGCAGUCCCGAUUUCUAUAAUUCCUAUAAUCGUUCACGCUUUUCCGAUCCCUACGGCACCGAUUUCACGCACUACGAUACCACACAGUUUCAGGGCAUGGGCGGUCAGCCCGGCAUGGAUCAAUGGGGCGCACAUCCACACCACAAUCCGGCCGCUUACAUAAGCACCUUGGGUCUGGAUAAAUCCCUACUCGGCGGCUAUACGACCCAGGGUGGUGUGCCAUGCUUCACGGGCUCGGGUCCCAUACAGCUGUGGCAAUUCCUGCUGGAGCUCUUGCUCGAUAAAACGUGUUCGAACUUCAUCUCCUGGACAGGCGACGGCUGGGAGUUCAAGCUCACCGAUCCCGAUGAGGUUGCUCGUCGAUGGGGCAUACGGAAGAACAAGCCCAAAAUGAAUUAUGAGAAGCUGAGUCGUGGUCUCCGAUAUUACUACGAUAAGAACAUUAUACACAAGACAGCGGGCAAGCGCUACGUCUAUCGCUUUGUGUGUGAUCUGCAGAAUCUGGUCGGACACACGCCUGAGGAGUUGGUGGCGAAAUACGAUUUGAAAAUCGAGAAGAAGGACAUCGAUUAGCAGCGAUAUGGAAGCGAUCGAAGCAGCAUUACACCGAGUGUGGAUUCUUUCAUGUGUGCUUAGUUUUGUGCUCUGACAACACAAUUGUUUUAGCUUUUCAUAUUGGCAAAGCUGAAUAUAUACAUAUACUAUAUAUACUAUACAUACAUAUACAUACUAUAUUUUUAGCUUCAGAGUUUGUUUUCCAUGCGUGAUGUUAAAUUUUAAGCAGCAUAACCUGCGAUCUUACGACGAGAUUAAAGUGUUAAGCGCCCAAUAAUGUGUAAUGUGUAAAAAGCAGAGUAGCCUUUUAAAUUAAUUUGAAAUUAAUUUAAAUAUUCGCCCCUAGCCCUAAGUAAUUAGCCAUUACCCCUAACUCUAAUUUUAAGCUUAAGUCGUUAGCAUUGAUACUAUACUAUAUGAAGGAAACCAGUUCAAGAUACAACAGAAACGGAUUGAA